AUGGCCGUCAAUCGUGUCGUCUCCAACUUCCGCAACAUUCCACUACGGCCAUUUAUGCGGAAGACGGGCUACAACCUUCUCAUAUUUGCUUCUUGGGUUCCAGCAGUCAUCUUUUUUAAUGAAAAUAUUGGAGAAACCACAAAGAUUACAGGUGCUUCCAUGUACCCAUACCUCAAUACAUCAUACAACGAAUCCCGGAAGAAGGAUCUUUGUUGGGUGAACAAGUGGAACCCAGGUACCGGCUUGGAACGCGGCAUGCUUGUCUCAUUCUGGAGCCCCAGCCAUCCGGAUGUUCUCGCUGUCAAAAGAAUCAUAGCAAUAGAAGGUGAUAGGGUUUUCUCUCGCGCGCCAUACCCAGCGCCAAUUGCAGAUAUCCCGGCUGGCCAUGUCUGGGUGGAGGGUGAUAAUCGAGAUGGCAAUAAGUCUUUGGACAGCAACCAUUAUGGGCCAAUACCUAUAAGUUUGAUUCAGGGCAAAGUUACACAUGUGCUCCGGCCAUGGGCAAGCUCUGGACCGAUUAAAUGGGCAGAGUUUAGGGGUAGAACUAAAGUGAUAAGAGGACGGAAAGAAGAUGCUCUUCAAUGGGCUUGA
Glarea lozoyensis ATCC 20868 is the source of this 591-nucleotide messenger RNA. RefSeq names its product LexA/Signal peptidase. Gene Ontology annotation, biological process: mitochondrial respiratory chain complex assembly. Gene Ontology annotation, cellular component: mitochondrial inner membrane peptidase complex; membrane. Gene Ontology annotation, molecular function: serine-type endopeptidase activity. The coding region runs from base 1 to 591 and encodes 196 amino acids. The record is from RefSeq and is a predicted model, not a curated record. Lineage: Eukaryota; Fungi; Ascomycota; Leotiomycetes; Helotiales; Helotiaceae. The transcript has 2 exons.